CCAUUUUGAACAUCAAAACUUGGGAAAUGCGUUGUUGUGAAUAACCCAAGGACGAUAAGAGUAUUGUACAACUUGUAGGUGAAUCCUCACACCAGAAUACUUGUGAAAGACUAUAACUGGAUGGAAAGUAUACCCACAGAACAACGACACUCGUCACCUUACUUGGAACAAGUAUUGCAGGCACUUGAUGCAGCGAGGAAACAAGCACUGGAAGAACUGCAACAACAAGCAGAAGAUAUAAGGGAAUGGUGUACUACGACAACCCAAAAUACUUGUAAAUCGUUGACCGAAGAAUACAAGUAUAUGACAUUGGUAGGAAAGCGAAAAAACAGCUACGAAAAGGUAACCCUUGGUUUAUUGUGCCCGCCUUCUACAAAGAAAAAAAGAAGCACGAGUAAUAACAGAAAGUCCAAAAAAGUAGAUAAACUCCACUGCCUAAAAGACCAAGAAACAGCAGGUAGAGAACAAGACAAUCACCAACAGAUGGAAGAAGACCCUUACGAAUUUAAAGAAGACGAAGAAGAAGAAGAAGAAGCUGUCAAACAACGUAGGAAAAGGAGAUCAAAGGCUUCCAAUCAACAGAAAUGGGAAGCUCCGAGACAAUCAAGGAGAUCAAAAAGAGGUCAUUCGAAACUCUCCGAGCAUAAGAUUACCGUGGAGAAGAAGUCACAUGGAAGUGUGGAUUUGGAUAGCUUGUCACCUUAUUCCAGAGCCAUUGCUCAAGGUCGCUCACCAACAAAAUAUGAAACGUAUUGUAGAGUUUGUAAAAAGACUGAUUAUGAGGACUUGUUGUUGUUGUGUGACCAUUGCGAUGAUGCGUUUCACACAUUCUGUUGUAAUCCUCGGCUGCAAUCGGUUCCUGAAGGUGACUGGUUUUGUCCAAAGUGUACAAAUAAUGCUACAGUGGAUACUACAAAUCGAUGGAAUAUGGACGUUGAUAACAGUAUUCAGGAUAAACCAGUAGAGGUGGCAAAUUCGGAUGUUCAGCAAGAACAACAGUGUGGAAAAAACGACAUUUCUUUGGAAACACAAGUGAAAGAUGAUGACGAAAAAGAAGCAACGGAUAAGAAAGAACUCAACCAUUGUGAAGAACCACUCACGUUGAAUAACUCAGAAUCUAGUGCUUUACAAAUAAGACGACCAAGAAAAGCCCGGAAAGGAAGCAAACGAGUUGAAAAGACGGAAUCGAGCAAUAAAAGCACAAAAGCAGUAGGAAAACGUGGCAGACCUAGAAAAGAACAAUCUCAAGCCAAGGAUCUCGUUACAUCCCAUCCGAAACAAGAAGGCUCGUUUUCCGACUAUUUGGAUGGUAUUGCAGCCAUCAUGGAAGGAGAAAUUUCAGAGCAAGCUUCACUAAAUAAGAAUAAUAGUAAUAAUGUUGCUAUUUCGAAACAACAAGAAUCGUUACAAGUGGAGAAAUCGGGGUUAACUUCAUCAGGUGAUUCUGUUAGUUCGCUGCAUUUAGGAACCAUCAUGAAGCCUUUGGAAGAAGCACAUAAUAGUGAACAGGAAAACAAUGAAAAGCAGUUGUCUCCUAAAUAUCAUUCUCAUCGUAUGUCUUCUAUCGAAGACGACUGUAAAACACCCGGUCGAAAGCCUCAAGAGAACUUGUCUUCACGCAAAGAAAGAACACAAGAGAGAUACGUCAACGUUCAUAGGGAAGAUGAAACUGAACAAUCGAACACCAAGGAAAAUGUUGCUGUAGUCGAGAAAGUUUGGCAAAUGUUCAAUAUUGAUUCUACUGGUUCUGUUGCUGUAGAAGAAACUUCAAAGACACCGUCUUCAAAAGCAGUAGGAAAAGGCGUUCAAGCAGUGACCAAAACAAGUGAACGAAAGUUGCAAAGUCUUACUGAAAGUAUAUACAAGAAAAAGAAGAAGAUUGGCCGAGUUGGAGAUAAAUCUUCUGGUUUGGUGGGUUUAGAAAGCAUAAGUAAUCUUUCAACUGCUUUGUUUUCCAAGUUGGAUAAUACAACAAGAGACAUACAAGGGGAAGAGAAACCUCUUGAAGUACACGGCACUGAAGAGAAUCCCACUCAAGCUGUUGUUGAUGUCGAUAACGCUACUUUAAGUCCUGCUGAGAAGAAAGGAAAAGAAGAAAAGGUAUCUAAUCCCAAUAGUCGAGACUUGUCGGAGAUGCAACCGUUAAAGUUAUCUUCACCGCCUGAGGAAGCUGACGAUACCCAUAGUCAACCACAAGUUACUAGUAAACCGCUCAGUAACAAUUCUCGUGCUGCAGAAUUGCGCUCUAAAAUACAAAGACUGCGCUCAAACCAAGAAGAAGUUCAACCUAGUUCUGACCCAAAGUCUGUGGGUUCAAGUAGCAAAGAAGACAAUAGUUCGGCCGAGAAAGUGAAAACUCCUCAAGUGGGUAUAUUUAAGCGUAUAGCCUCUCUUUUUGGUUCUCCAUCUCCUUUCAAGAAAGCGUCACCUCCAGAAAGUAAAGCGGUUGAAGGGCCAACACAAGAGUCAACCCAAUUACUCGUCGAUCCAACGUCUCCCAAUAGUCGUCAUCACUUGACCUCAGUGAAGAGCUCUCCUAGCAAAACAAGUGAAAAGAGUGGCUUGCCUGUAGCUCCAUCUAAGGGCUCCAACAUAGUAACUUCUUUCUCUUCCUUUUUGUCAAACAAUGGACGAGAAAAGAAGAAUGAAGAUCCGAAUAAGAAGGAGGUCAAGUCAGUUGGUACCAAUACUAAAAUGGUAGAAGAGAAGCUGGCACAAAUGGACGCUAAGAAGAAAGCUAUACAAGAACAAAAACGUAGAGAAAAUGAAGAAAAGCUUCGUCGUGCGGAAGAAAGACGAAAGCAACAAGCAUUAGAAGAGCAAAGAAAAGAAGAAGAAAGAAAGAAACAAGAAGAAGAACGAGAACGUAGAAGAAAGGAACAGGCACUUUUAUUGAAGAAAGCAAAGGAAGAAGAGGAAGCCAAGAGAAAAGAAGAAAGUCGCAAGAGGCAUGAAGAAUUGGUUGCAAAGCAAGCUAUGGAAGCAGAGAGGAGAAGGAAGGAGCUUGAAAUGAAAGAACAUCGACUCCAUCAUGAAAACAAUGACUUGAAUUCCAACAAAUGGAAGAACGAACAGCGUAGUCUUGGUCUUCGACCCAAAGCGGUUACUGAAUGUAAUGCACAAGAGACAGAACCAUUGGUUUUGAAAGAUAAGAAUACCGAGUCACAUGUAACUCCUGAUUCCAAGGGACAUACCGAAGCCCAUAAUUCUUAUCAACUUACGGAUGAGAAACAGAAGCAUGAAGAUGAAGAUUCGGAUGAAGAAUAUGAAAGACGAAAGAGGAAGAGAAUUCCAUCCUGGGCUCGAAGUCAUAAUUUAAGGGAGUUGUUGCAACAACAAGUAAAUGUCAAUCCAGAAGAAAUAUUUCCUUGUGCAGAUACGUGUGAUUUGGAAGAAAUAUUUGGACCCAAUGAACGGAAAAAGAGAUAUCGAAAUAGACAAAGGACAAGUUCGGGCAACUGGAGUGCUAGUGAGCGUUCUUUGUUGCUCUCACCUGAUUCGACUAUAAACAAGAGCUCUGAAUUGUCUCAUAUUCGAUAAAAGUUGCUAGUUGAAAAUGCCAUUCGAUUUUGUUUUUUGUAAAAGUAAAUAUAACAAAAUAAGG
Galdieria sulphuraria is the source of this 3604-nucleotide messenger RNA. RefSeq names its product DNA binding / methyl-CpG binding protein isoform 2. Bases 121 to 3540 code for a protein of 1139 amino acids. The record is from RefSeq and is a predicted model, not a curated record. NCBI's taxonomy places the organism in Eukaryota, Rhodophyta, Bangiophyceae, Galdieriales, Galdieriaceae. The transcript is spliced from 5 exons. Gene Ontology annotation, cellular component: midbody; chromosome passenger complex; nucleus. Gene Ontology annotation, biological process: positive regulation of protein serine/threonine kinase activity; mitotic cytokinesis; metaphase chromosome alignment. Gene Ontology annotation, molecular function: protein serine/threonine kinase activator activity.